Molecule: messenger RNA, 849 nt
Organism: Pseudocercospora fijiensis CIRAD86
Lineage: Eukaryota; Fungi; Ascomycota; Dothideomycetes; Mycosphaerellales; Mycosphaerellaceae
Exons: 2
Coding region: 1-849 (282 amino acids)
Source: RefSeq, a predicted model, not a curated record
AUGCAUUUCACAGCUUUCAUUGUUGCCGCCCUGACUGGGUCGGCGUUUGCCCUUCCAAUUGGAGAUGCCCUGGAGGCAAGGACGGUUGUCAAGGACCUCGAAGGCUUCACGAAGCCAAUUGUAGCUCGCGAGAACAAGCUGCCCGAUUUGAAGACUGCCCCUCUUGUUGGAGGUCUUGCUGGUGAACUUCCAACGAAGAGGCAGGUCCCCAACCUUCCUGUUGUGGGCUCCCUCACCAAAGUACUCCCGAUGAAAGAGCGCGGUCUUCCAAGUCUUCCAAACCUGCCUGUCGUCGGCUCCCUCAGUGGGCUAAUUCCAGUCAAGGAACGCGGCCUUCCAAGUCUACCAAACCUGCCUGUCGUCGGCUCCCUCAGUGGGAUAAUUCCAGUCAAGGAACGCGGUCUUCCAAGUCUACCAAACCUGCCUGUCGUCGGCUCCCUCAGUGGGAUAAUUCCAGUCAAGGAACGCGGUCUUCCAAGUCUACCAAACCUGCCUGUCGUCGGCUCCCUCAGUGGGCUAAUUCCAGUCAAGGAACGCGGUCUUCCAAGUCUACCAAACCUGCCUGUCGUCGGCUCCCUCAGUGGGCUAAUUCCAGUCAAGGAACGCGGUCUUCCAAGUCUACCAAACCUCCCAGCUGUUGGAUCACUCUCGAACUCUCUCCCAAUCAAGCGCGAAGACAUUCAAUGCGUCAAGGAUGAGGAGGGCCGGUGUGAGGGCCCCGCAGACUCAACGUCGAUGAAGCCUACUGCAAAAGGCACAGCAACAGGGACUGCAGCAGCAAAGGCGACUUCAUCGGGCAUACCGAAGGUGGACUACAUGAAGAUCAUCGAAGAUGCGCUUCCUAUCUAA